Messenger RNA from Mercenaria mercenaria, 2612 nucleotides. RefSeq lists its product as uncharacterized. Lineage: Eukaryota; Metazoa; Mollusca; Bivalvia; Venerida; Veneridae. The transcript has 2 exons. The record is from RefSeq and is a predicted model, not a curated record. The coding region runs from base 73 to 591 and encodes 172 amino acids.
UUAGUUUUCAAUAUAUUGUAUUGAGUGUGAGACUGACUUCUGUUAAAGGAACAAGAAUAAUAUAGUAUCACAAUGCUAUUGAAACCAUCGGAAAUAUAUUAUUGCCAAAAUUCUGUCAAAAACAAAUUUUCAAAUGGGAACAGAAUCGGAGAAACUCUUGAUGAUUUAUGUGAAGGAAGGUGCCUACUGUCAAGCUUUCCGAGGAUCCGUGUGUCUAAAAGGGAUUCAAAAUGGUUUACAACAGAUAACAGACGUCUGUGGGUGUUUAGGCAUCUUUACAGGCUAGGGAAAUGUGGAGAAAUACCCGUAAUUGAGACUGGAGACAUUCCGUCACAAAAAAUGACAACAGACAAUGGCGGCACAUCAAUAUCAGUCCGAGGCGCCGGCGGACCUGGUGGAACAUGGUACCUGAAACCAAAUGGUACGGGAUCAAAUCCUGACGGCACAUUUUCGUGCACUUGGCCAGAAAGUAGUUUCUACAGCAUAGGGUCGUUUUAUUCCGAUUCUGAUGAUGACGUUGACUCCGAUGACUACGGGUUUGAUGAUUUAGAUGAUGAGUACGAAUAUGACUCUGACUUUACGGUUGCUUAGCACGCGUGCUUUAUAUUGGGCAUAAUUAUAAUAUUGUUUAAGAUUGUAUGUAUAAUUUAAAAUAAUUUGUUUCUUUGUUUCUUUGUUUGAGAUUAUAUUUAAUAACAUAAUAAGUUUUCAGAUUGACAUAACAGCAUGCAAUUUGGUUAGUAUACCCUAAGGUAUCAUACACUUUUUGCAUUUGCAAAAUGACUUUCGCCUUUCAAUGAAUAUUUCAUUAGACCAUAUUGUGAUGUUCAGCUGACAUAUUUGAUUUAUAUUAAAUGAAUUUACGAAGGUAUUUAUAUUACUGUAUUUUUGUAUGGCUACUUUUUAAUAACACUACUGUCAUGUUAUGUUUCAUUUGCUCACUAUUAAGAAUAGAUUAUAAGAAAUACUAUAUCAUAAAAUUGCUACCUUUUGUUAUAACCUAUUGACUUUUAUUAUGUAUGAAGAGUAACUGAAUAACACAUUGCCUGUUUUUUUAAACUAAAUACAAACCUACGGGGAAACCAAUAUGUAUAUGAAAAUAGACGUUAUACACUUGUGUGCGUUAUGUUUAACUGAACUGAUAAAACCAUAUUCAUAAAAUCAUUGCAAUCGAUAGGUAAAACAAAACCAUAUUCUUUAUUUUGGACUUACUCCAAGUUUCAAGUUUGUUGAUAGUUAUUAAUACCUUUUAUCGAUAUAAAGCACACACAAUAACAUUAUGAUUAUGCUAUCUAAAAAUACGUUUUCUGAAAAUUUAUAUCUAGAGGUUGGUCAUUUAAAAUGCAUGAAAAUGAUAAAUAAAGACUCUUAGGAUGCAUGUGCCAUACCUUUAAAUAGUGAAUAUUUAUUAUUGUUAUUGUUAUUAUUUUGUAUUAUACAUUACAAGACUAUCAAAAUAUUAUAGAUAUAAGUUAUAUUUAUACGUUGCUGUUUUAUUUUCACUUGUUUUGUUUUGUAAAUAUUGAUUGUUUUGGUCAGAUUUUACUUGGUCUUUAUUUGAAAAAAAAAACGUUUUGAGAGGCUAAAUACAUAUGCAUACUCUUACUGAAUGAAGAAUAAUAGGAUUUGCUGAUUGUCAGUCCUUUUUAUAUUCAUAUAACUAUUUAACGAACGGUUUCAAACGCUCAUGUUACCAUUGGUUAUGUUUGUUUAAUUAUAUCGUUUUUAUGUUGUUUUUCGUUUUUCUGUUAAAUACAGUGCCUUUCCUACAAGAUCUAUCAUAGAUGUUUUUUGUGCGAGGUGUAUCAUAGAUGUUCUGCGGUCCAUUUAACAUGUAAAAAUUGACUCAAUCACUCGUAACGUCGGCAUUCUGUGAUGCAUAUCGCAGGCACUUUACCAAAAAAAAACUUUCACUUUUAAGUAUCAUUCAACGCCGACAUGAAAAUAUGUUCUAUUUCAAGUAUUUUUACACUAAAAUACUCUUUAUAUAAUUGAAAUUAUCAAAGUUGCAAUUAAAUAUUUUGUUGUUAAUAUUUCAAAUCAAUUAUGAUAUAUGUGUUGAAUUUUCUUUAGAUAAUCAGUAACGUUCUAACCAUGUUUUUAAACCAAGUAAAACUGUGAUAAAACUUUUGUUUGAAAGUAACUUAUUGGCCUAUUGGGGCUAUUGUAUUGUGAUGUAUUUUACCUAUUUACUUGUUGUUACUAUAGGCACGUGUCUUUACAAGCACAUGCCACUUUAAUAAAUACAUUACUAAUAUGAACAGACUCAAUGGAACCGAGUUUGCUAUUCUUUUGUUUGGUUGCAUUUUGUGCUUUCGAAGUAUUGUGAUAAAUAAUUGUCUAAGCGCAGCUUAACGUAGGUUUGAUUUACAUUAUUACGUUACAGGACCUGUUAGACUGGCUAUAUCCAAAAUUUGUUAUCCUCUUUAAAUAUAAGAUAAAAUGAUACUAUUCAAGUAAAAUGAAUAUAUACAUGCAGUUUUCUUAAGCCUGUAUGCGCAUGUUAUGUUUUAUAUCUGUUAUCUGUUACACAUUGUCUGUGAUAAACGCUUUAUGUUUUAAUAUAUCUCUGCUGAAUUUGUUAACCAAAGCACAUACGUUUUAAAUGACAC